This is a messenger RNA of Corylus avellana, 1778 nucleotides long. It is a transcript of the gene RS41, whose product is annotated as RNA-binding (RRM/RBD/RNP motifs) family protein. The record is from RefSeq and is a predicted model, not a curated record. Gene Ontology annotation, molecular function: RNA binding. Lineage: Eukaryota; Viridiplantae; Streptophyta; Magnoliopsida; Fagales; Betulaceae.
GUGGAAAUUUUGAGUAUGAUGCACGACCAUCUGAUCUGGAACGGCUUUUCGGUCGAUAUGGGAAGGUUGAGAGAGUGGAUAUGAAAUCUGGAUUAUCUUGGCAUGUCCCCAUUCUUCCUGGCUAAUGGAUGGGCUCUUCAGAAUUCUGUUCUCUGCCUGUGACGAGCUUCCUCUUCCUUUUUUUUUUAAGAAGAGUCACACUGAUCCUCAAUGGACUACCAUCCCACGUUUCCCUCAGUCACAAUUGCCUUUCAUCCCUCAUGACUUUUGCCCAGCCUUCAAUAUCAGACUUGUUUCACGGUUGAAACAUUGCCGACCUCACAGCAGAGGCAGCAGAAUAGAUCGAGAAGGCACUCUUUUCAUUGACCUACCAUGAGACAUCCACUUUUGGAAUGUUGUUCAUUGAUACCACUUAAUUCAUCACACAAGGAUUCGCUUUUAUUUACAUGGAAGACGAGCGAGAUGCUGAGGAUGCCAUUCGGCGACUUGAUCGAACAGAAUUUGGUCGGAAGGGCCGCCGGCUUCGUGUUGAAUGGACAAAACAUGAACGUGGCAUUAGAAGGCCUAAAAGUUCUUCCAGAAAUUCUUCAGCUAAUACGAAACCUUCAAAGACCUUGUUUGUUAUCAAUUUUGAUACACAUCAUACUAGGACAAGGGACUUGGAGAGGCACUUUGAGCAAUAUGGGAAGAUAGUGAGUGUCAGGAUUAGAAGGAACUUUGCUUUCGUGCAGUAUGAAUCCCAGGAUGAUGCUACUAGAGCAUUGGAUGCGACAAACAUGAGCAAGUUGUUGGAUCGAGUUAUUUCAGUGGAGUAUGCAGUUCGGGAUGAUGAUGAUGAAAGGAGAAAUGGAUAUAGCCCUGAUAAUAGAGGUCGUGAUAGGUCAAUGGAGAGAAGCCGUGAUAGAAGGCGAUCCGCAAGCCCCUAUCGAAGAGAGAGGGGUAGCCCUGAUUAUGGCCGCGGUUCUAGUCCUUAUAGGAGAGAGAGAGGCAGCCCUGAUUAUGGCCGUGGGGCCAGUCGAAGUCCCCCUCGUAGGGAGAGGGCUAGCCCCGAUUAUGGUCGUCCUCGUAGUCGUAGUCCUUAUCGAAGAGAGAGGGUUGGCGCUGACCAUCGCGAUGGUUCUAGCCAUAGUCCUUACCAAACAGAGAGGGUGAGUGCUGACGUUGGGCAUGGUCCCAGUCAUAGUCCUUACAAAAGAGAGAGGGCAAGCCCCGACAAUGCUCAUGGCCCCAGCCGCAGUCCUUAUGGAAGAGAGAGGGCAAGCCCUGACAGUGGUCGUGACCCUAGCCGCAGUCCUUAUGGGAGAGAGAGGGCCAGUCCUGAAAAUGGUCGUGGCCCCAACCGGGGUCCUUAUGGAAGAGAGAAGGGUAGUCCCGACAAUGAUCGUGAACUUAGCCCCAUACCUGAACCCAGGGAGGACAGCCCCAAUUUUGGUGGUGGUCCAGAAACCCCGGUGCAUGAGAGAUAUCGCAGUCGAUCUCCCCCGGCGGAGGAAUGAUCUUGAUCCCCUAAUAUUCAGAGAAGAACUCCAGUUGGUUGUACUGAUUUGUGUUAAUGGCAUAACUCAUUUAAAAUUUGUUUCAAAACCCUUUUCAGUGACAACUACUACGGCGUUAGGCAGUAGUUGUGUCGUACUGAUGGUGCUCCUGCUCCUGAACUUGUUGUGCAGGACCUAGUCCUUGCUACUCUCUAGAUUUGGUUUCUGUUCAAAAUUUGAUGGAUUUUACUGUUGGUUUGAACAAGAAUUCUGUAUGCAUAACCUCCCAUCCAUCUUGGCCUU